CGGACAUCUCCAGGAUGUGUGAUGUGGAUGUGUCCUCUGAGCCCACCAGUCCCACCCUGUACAGUGAGUCUUCAGACAAGUACUACCAUGUGGACCGCUGGCAGAAGCUCCGCACCGCAGUCCGCAAACUGGAGUUCUGGGAGAACUUUACCGCUGAGCUAAUCGGAAGUGGUUUCUUCUCUAAAGUCUAUAAGGUGAUGCAUAGCACCAGUCGGAAGGUGAUGGUGGUGAAGAUCUAUAAAAACGACGUGGACCAAGACAGCAUCGUACGAGAGAUCAGCCUGUUGCAGAAGCUCUCCCACCCCAACAUCGUCAGAUAUCUGGGAAUCUGUGUCAAGGAAGACAAACUCUAUCCGAUCUUAGAGUAUGUCAAUGGUGGCUGUGUAGAGGAGCUUCUGGCUAGGAAAGAUGUUCCCCUGUGCUGGAGAGAGAAGGUGGACCUGGCCUGUGAUAUAAGCAGGGGGAUGAUCUACCUGCACUACAAGAACAUUUACCACAGAGACCUCAACUCGAAGGUAAGACCUUCUGUCACUGUCCCACUGUGUCCUGUUAUUUAACUGCUGCAACAGUCCAGUGUACCCACAGGGAUCAUUCAACUUUCAUUUCAUCUCUCAUCAGCUGCCACCACAGAGACCUCACAGGGGUCAACUGUGCUUGAUACUUGUAAGCUCAACUGCUAGAAUAUAAGACCAUUGGGAUAGAUUGAGAACAGAGAGAACAUAAGCCUAUACUGAAGUCCCCCUCCAGUCAGAAAGAAGUGUGUCUUCUUGUUGAUACAGUGUGAUGUUUGAAUGCUGUCUGACACUAAAAGGAUGUUUUCAUUUAUUUCAACAUUCAUCUGCUUAAAAUUUCUCUGUGCUCAUUAAAAAUCUGAUUUUAAGGGGCGGGG
This is a messenger RNA of Morone saxatilis (striped sea-bass), 889 nucleotides long. RefSeq names its product dual specificity testis-specific protein kinase 1-like. Gene Ontology annotation, cellular component: cytoplasm; nucleus. Gene Ontology annotation, biological process: actin cytoskeleton organization; protein phosphorylation. Gene Ontology annotation, molecular function: protein serine/threonine kinase activity; ATP binding. Lineage: Eukaryota; Metazoa; Chordata; Actinopteri; Moronidae. The record is from RefSeq and is a predicted model, not a curated record.